This is a messenger RNA of Clavispora lusitaniae ATCC 42720, 1314 nucleotides long. RefSeq lists its product as uncharacterized. The record is from RefSeq and is a predicted model, not a curated record. NCBI's taxonomy places the organism in Eukaryota, Fungi, Ascomycota, Pichiomycetes, Serinales, Metschnikowiaceae. Gene Ontology annotation, cellular component: peroxisomal membrane. Gene Ontology annotation, biological process: peroxisome fission.
AUGGAGCCUGUUCAGAUACAGCCCAAUAUUCCAACAUCGGGGCCAAACGGUCCUGGAACAAAUUCAAUACCACCUUAUUACUCGGCUAUCAAACAAUAUAGCAGCCCUUUACCUUUCUCGAGCGAAUGGGACGAGUCUUUUGCCCAACAGCAAUCUCCACUCAAAUCAAAAAUGACGUAUACUAUGGCCCAACUUGCAAGCAACGGCAUCGCAAAAUCAUCAGAGAAAAAUGCCCGAGCGCUGCCAGCACAUACUGUGACGCUGAAUUCCAUGCGCUCGCCGACCAGGGCGGAGGAGAAGAUUCGUUUACCGAAGGCUGAUCUGGCAGAACCUACGCCUCCACCAUCAGAUUUAUCCCCAGAAGAAGUUCUGCCCAUAGAUGUGUUCUGGGCUAUGGUCAACGAUAUCACAGGCAAGGACAAGUUGGCCAAGUUUGGGCAGUAUUCCUUGAGAUUGUUACUCCAUCAUUCAAAACAGGCAGAAGCGUACUUGAGUGAUGAAAAGUUGAACAUCCGGCUGAUCAACAAGACGUACCAGGGAACAGACAAAAUGUUGGACUUGAUUAUCAACUUUGUGCGUAAUCCCCGGGCGUUUGCUCGAGUGGUAGUGAUUCUAAUAUGCUCUACAUUCACGCUGAGACUAUCAGGCGUUGUCCCAGCUUUGGCUAUGUUCAGACAGUUUUUGCGUUUUGGCAAAUCGCCUUUCCGGAUUAAUGCAUUACUCAAAAAGGUCAGAAACCACUUAUACUUCGACAAGACCAGUAAAGUGUGGAGAAUUCAAGGCUCCUUUUUUUCAAAGAACACUUUGGGUGAGCUUAUAUCCCUUUACUAUUCAGUGAAUGAUGAAUCUUUGCUUCUAUUCAAGCUUAAGUUUUUGCAAAACAAAACUUGGAGAAGAAUUGCCGGACGUCACGAAUCAUAUGCAUGGUACUGUGAUUCGUGGUUUGCGUUGUAUAAUGCAUGGUCUAGUCUUCAGAGCCUCUCACAACAGGAAAUGGAUAUCCAGAUCCAAAUAAGGGUCAAACAAAGGGCUAAAGCACUUUCUAAGGAACUUUUGGGUGGAACUGCACUUCACGCCUCUCAUUUGGAUGAUGAAACAGAUGACCAACAAUUGUUGAAAGAAAUCAGAUUCAAGAAAUCGAAUGCCAUGUUGGACAUUUACAAAACAUUGUCAGACAUUAUUUUCAACUCAUAUACCGUGUUCAACAUGAAGCUACACUUUGCGACAGUCCAAAUAUGGAUGGGAAUUAGCGCUUCGUUCUUAAGUUCGGUCAAGUUGUAUCGCCAGAAGAAGCAACUGCUCGAAAGCAAGUAA